UCCCCAUCAUCCCAAGAUGUUGGAUUCCAAGAGUCGUCUACAUCAUCGAUGACCUCAGAGACAUAACAUGGUGCUGGGUUGGCACUCGUGAUCUAUCGUGGUCACGCCUCAGUGACCCCGUAACAAAAAAUCGUCCUUCUAACGGCGAACCUGUCGCCAUUUUUCUUGAACAAGAGUGAAACCGUUGGAUCAAGAGGUUUUCAUUUCUAUACAAGAGAUGUCCUCUCACAGAAUCGACUAAAAAGAGGUACGCUCAAAGGGAGACAAUUAAGCCAGCAACAAAACUGAAGUCGAUUCUCUUGUGGUGGCAAAAGAACAAAACAGUGGUACUGCGUGGGAAAGUUCCACAGCAACUUUAGAAGGCCACCAUGGAAGAAGCCCAAGAACAAGCUGAGAAAUACAUUCCCGCCGACGUUCGUUUGAUCUCAGGGUGCAGAGAUGAACAGACUUCGGCGGACGUCUCCAAUGUAGCAGAUUUCAAGCUCCCUGACCCCUCAGGGAAGGCUGGUGGGGCAUGCACCUCGGCCAUGCUGCAGGUCCUGUACGCGGAUCACACGGAUACCUCUGAAGAUCUGACCUUUGAAGAAGUGAUUCUAAAGAUCCGGGACAACCUAUCAGAGAACUUUAGUCAGAUACCCCAGUUGUCCAGUUCUCGAAAUAUGAAUGUCAACGAGAAAUUCCACAUCGUCCCAGACGAAUUUGAAGGCACAAAGCGUGCUGUAAUGAUUGGAAUCAACUAUGUCGGUCAGGAUGGAGAGCUAUCUGGAUGCCACAACGAUGUGAACAAUAUGAUGGAAUACCUGUUGGAAGUUCACGGAUUUGAACAUGAAAACAUCACCCUUCUAAUGGAUGAUGAUGACGAUGAUCACAUUGAGCCCACAAAAGAGAACAUCCUCGCUGCGUACGAGAAGCUAGUUGAAGAAACCGAAGAAGGGGACGUUGUGUUCUGUCACUUUUCCGGUCACGGUGGUAGGCUCAAAGACGACGAUGGCGAUGAAGAUGAUGGUUUCGACGAAUCUUUGGUACCUUUGGAUUAUUCAACGGGGGGCCAGAUCCGUGAUGAUGACCUCUUGACGAACCUGGUUCGUAAGAUGCCAUCGGGCGUUACCAUGACGUGUGUUUUUGACUGCUGUCAUUCUGGUACAGUUCUUGAUUUGCCCUUUGUGUUCAUUGGAGAUGGUGAACACGAAGCAAUGGAAUCGGCAGAAGGAUACAAUUUCGGUGGAGGUGGAGGAGACGAUGACGAAGAGUUCGUGGAUGAUGAGAAUGAGAACAACAAUGCUGCUGCCGCGUCGCCACCGCCCAAGAAGAAGAGCGGUGGGUUUUGCUGCUUCGGCGGGAAAGAGGAAGAAUCAGAUGAUGAAUUCGACGGCGAGGAAGGUGAAGAUGGAAAGCCUCCUGGCCACAGAAAAGUCAUCGUUAUUGGAGCAUCAGGAAUGGUGGGGCGGGCCGUUCUCCCGGUGCUGGUGUUCCGGUAUGGAGAGCACCUCCAAGUCUAUGCUGGUACGCGUGAUCCGUCGUCGUUCGAAGCUGUGAAAGGAGUGAAUGUGGUCAAGGCAGACAUGGCGGACAAGAAGUCACUGACGAAAACACUGAAGCAUUUCGACAGAGCCAUGAUUAUUGUACCAAACAAUCGACCUGAUCUUGCAGCAAACGCACUGGAGGCCGCUGAUAGCGCAAAGAGCAUCAACUUUGUUUUGGUCUUGUCCGUGCUCACGGCUCCUCUUACUGAUACAAUAUUCGGAAAACACUUCAACGAGAUUGAGACAAAGGCGAAGCAGGUCUUUCCCGCAUCAUACUGCAUCCUUCGUUGUCCCGUUUUCAUCGAUUCGCUCUUGACAUAUGCUGAAUCCAUCAAGGAAGACGGCUCCUUCUCCGAUCCUCGUGAUCCUGACAUGCCGUUCACGCCCAUCGCUGUAAGGGAUGUCGCACGAGCGGCCUCCGACAUCCUUGCAAAACCAAACCAAAACGCAGAGAAGACGUAUAAGCUUGUUUGCGCGCCAUUCUCACUGCACGACCAGGCUGCCGCCUUGAGCAGUGUUCUCGAAAAGGCCAUCACGGUGUCGACAAUUGAAUACGAGGCCUGUCGAGAUGGAUACUUGGAACAAGGCUACCCAGAAUGGCAGGUUGAUGGCACACUGGAGGUAUUCAAGCUUAUCGACGAGGGCAACGAAAUCACAAACGAAGCGGAGUCCGGCGACUUUGAGGAGAUUACGGACUCGAAAGCAACAACCAUCGAAGAGUGGUGCCAAAUCAACGCUUCCAAGUUUAUGUAACAUCCGCGUCGUGCUGACGCUCAUUGGUACUUGCUUGCCUUGACUCUCAACUUAAGUGAUUGAUAACAAGGCAAACGGGAGAUCUCGACAUCAUUAGUCUAUUCGACAGCGCUGUGGAGGCUGUGAAUAAGAGAAUAGCUGUAAGCUGCAUAGUUAUCUGCGUAUCAUUAUCAUCAGCGUGCUUAGUCACUUCUUUGUUUCUAAAGAACAUGUAGCAGAUGUGAACACUGCAUAAAUGCAUACCUGAAACCGCACAUCCCAAACACGAGGACCCACACAAGGCCCAGCAUGAAGGCCGUCUCCCAGGCCCGGCUCAAGAAAACCAACACCUGACCCAUACCCAUGCAGCCAGGACCCAUAUCAGGACCAAUGCCUCUCUGGCCAACACUCUAGCUAGGACCAAUGACACUCCUCCAAAUUCUUAGCCCAAAACCAGACAACAACGUCAGGAGCAACCCCAGGUCCACACGAAUAGCAAAUUUGCACCGUCGAAACCAUACAUUCCAACGGUUUUUGACAGCUUUG
This is a messenger RNA of Seminavis robusta, 2801 nucleotides long. The record is from the annotation of a GenBank genome assembly. Lineage: Eukaryota; Bacillariophyta; Bacillariophyceae; Naviculales; Naviculaceae.